Molecule: messenger RNA, 15938 nt
Organism: Lineus longissimus
Lineage: Eukaryota; Metazoa; Nemertea; Pilidiophora; Heteronemertea; Lineidae
Product: cytoplasmic dynein 1 heavy chain 1-like
Exons: 62
Coding region: 138-14183 (4681 amino acids)
Biological process (GO): microtubule-based movement
Cellular component (GO): axonemal dynein complex
Molecular function (GO): dynein light intermediate chain binding; ATP binding; minus-end-directed microtubule motor activity
Source: RefSeq, a predicted model, not a curated record
UGUUGAGGAGUGCAGUUCCGGGGCUGAAUUUUCUCCACAUUUUGCUCGAUUUAUCCCAUUUAACUUCGCAAAUGUUGACUAAACUUUCCACAUAAGUAGGAUAAGAUCUGCACGACAGACAAACAAGCCAGUUUAGUAUGGCUGAUUCACAGGAACCUCCUGAAGCUCAGGUCCAGACGGUGGCCGAAGUUGGGGGUUUCACAAAAUGGCUGAAAAGGGCGGUGACGGUGAUGUUGGAAGAUGACGAAGACACUCUUCCGGAGUCACUUCUGACAUCUCUUCAAGACAAGGGCUCGAUUGAAGCCAUGAAGAAAUUUUUGGGAGACCAACAGGCGCCUGUUCUUCUCAUUCAAAAAAUGACAACCAAAGAAGAGAUAGAGGAAGGCACAGAUGUUGAAGAGAGAGAAAUUGUCUCCUACAGCAUUUCUACAGAUGUUCAUUUUACAAGUGCAAAGAUGUCAAGCUUGGUUGUCAUCAAGCGGGGACAGGUUGUCGAGGCAGACAAGAGCUUUGCCUCGCAGCUACGAUUGAUGAACUUCAGUGAUGGCUCCCCCUAUGAGACGCUUCAUUCAUACAUCAGUAACGCCGUGGCGCCAUUCUUUAAAACAUAUGUCCGAGUUUCAGGAAGGGCUGAUAGGGAUGGUGACAAGAUGGCGCCAUCUGUCGAGAGGAAGAUCGCCGAGCUGGAGAUGGGCUUACUCCAUCUACAACAGAACAUCGACAUCCCUGAAAUCACCUUGACAGUUCAUCCAACAGUAGCAGGCAUCAUCAAGAAGUGUGGCGAGGAAAGUCGAAAACCCAAAGUCGCUGAUUUUGGCGAUCGAGUUGAAGAUCCGCAAUUCUUGAACGCUCUCCAGAGUGGUGUCAGCCGAUGGAUUCGGGAGAUUCAGAAGGUGACGAAACUUGACCGUGACCCGGCGUCGGGGACAGCUCUUCAAGAGAUCAGCUUCUGGUUGAACUUGGAGAGAGCUCUGCUGAGAAUUCAGGAGAAGAGAGAAAGCAUCGAAGUCACUCUCACGCUCGACAUCUUGAAGCAUGGCAAACGGUUCUUGGCAACUGUCAGUUUUGACACUGACACAGGUCUCAAAUCUGCUUUGGACACUGUGAAUGACUACAACCCGCUGAUGAAGGAUUUCCCCCUGAAUGAUCUCCUCGCAGCGACGGAACUUGACAGAAUCCGAGUCGCCCUGCAGGCCAUCUUCACCCACUUGAGGAAGAUCCGUACCACCAAGUACCCCAUCCAGAGGGCUCUCAGGCUCGUUGAGGCCAUUUCUAGGGACCUGAGUCAGCAGCUACUCAAAGUCCUGGGAACACGGAGAUUGAUGCAUAUUCCGUUUGAUGAGUUUGAAAAGGUGAUGACGGCAAACUUUGAUGUGUUUAGCACGUGGGAUGAUGAGUACGACAAACUGCAAGGAUUGCUGCGGGAUCUUGUGAAGAAGAAACGUGAGGAGCACCUCAAGAUGGUCUGGAGGGUCAACCCGGCUCACAAGCGCUUGCAGGCUCGACUGGACCAGAUGAGAAAAUUCCGUCGUCAGCAUGACCAGCUUCGACAGGUGAUAGUGCGAGUCCUGAGACCAGCUACGACCGCACGACCAGGAAGCCCCUCUGGUGAAGGUGAAGCAGACAAGACAACUCAGCCGGAAGUCCUAGAUGCAGCAGACGCCAAUGCGAUAGAGACAUCGCAUGCAGGAAUGGUCCGAGAAGUCAACUUGGCAUACGAAAAUGUAAAGGAGAUUGAUGGUCUUGAUGUCUCCAAGGAGGGAACAGAUGCCUGGGAAGCCGCGAUCAAGAGAUAUGAUGAGAGGAUUGAUCGUGUUGAAACCCGCAUCACCGCUCGCCUCCGCGAUCAGCUCGGGACGGCCAAGAAUGCCAAUGAGAUGUUCAGAAUCUUCUCACGAUUCAAUGCCCUGUUUGUGCGGCCUCACAUCAGAGGCGCCAUCCGGGAGUACCAGACGCAACUCAUCCAGAGGGUCAAAGAUGAUAUCGAGAAUCUCCACGAGAAGUUCAAGGUCCAAUACGCUCACAGCAAGUCGUGCCGCAUGAGUCGAGUCCGUGAUCUCCCGCCUGUCUCUGGCUCCAUCAUCUGGGCUCGGCAGAUCGAACGUCAGCUGAGCGCCUACAUGCGGAGGGUUGAAGACGUCCUAGGCAAGGGCUGGGAGAACCACGUGGAGGGGCAGAAAUUGAAAGCAGACGGCGACAGCUUCCGAUUGAAGCUCAACACCCAGGAGCUGUUUGAUGAGUGGUCGCGUAAGGUUCAACAGCGUCAGCUUGGAGUGUCUGGCCGAAUCUUCCUGAUUGAGUCCACCCGUUCAAGAGCCGGGAAAGGAAACAUCUUGAAGUUGAAAGUGAACUUUCUGCCAGAGAUUAUCACUCUCUCGAAAGAGGUCCGAAAUCUCAAGUGGCUGGGCUUCAGAGUGCCUCUGGCGAUCGUCAACAAGGCUCACCAGGCCAACCAGCUCUACCCCUUCGCCAUCUCCUUGAUCGAGAGCUGCCGUACUUAUGAGCGCACCUGCGAGAAAGUGGAGGAGAGGAUUUCCAUCGCCCUCCUGGUUGCUGGUCUCCGCAAGGACGUCCAGGCGCUGAUUGCUGAGGGAAUUGGCCUUGUCUGGGAGUCGUACAAACUUGACCCGUAUGUGCAGAGGUUGGCUGAGGCAGUGUUCAAUUACCAAGAAAAGGUGGAUGACCUGCUGGCCAUUGAAGAACAAAUUGACAUCGAGGUGCGAUCGCUAGAGACUUGCGCCUACAACGCGGUCACAUUCAAUGAUAUCCUCAACAAGAUCCAGAAGGCUGUUGACGACCUGAGCUUGCACCAGUAUUCCAACUUGCCCCAGUGGACAGCAAAGCUUGACCAGGAGGUUGAGAGGUUCCUUGCUGCAAGAUUGGAAGCAGGUCUGAUGGAGUGGACCAAAGUCUUGACAGGCAAAUCCGAGGAUACCAUCGACUUGAGCAUGGACACUGACGCCCCCCAGCAGCUGGCCAACAAACCUGGAGGCGACCCACACAUCAAGAACGUCGUGCACGAACUCCGUAUCACCAACCAAGUCAUGUUCUUGCAUCCACCACUAGAGGGCGCUAGAUUCAACAUCAUGCAGGAGUUGUUCUCGUGGGAAGCAGUCAUAACAUCUUUGCCAAGGAUUCAGCAUUCGCGUUACCAAGUCGGGCUGGAUAUCGAGUCGGACUUGGAUACGACGUAUCGUAACAUCUUGACCAAGUUGCCCAGUGGGCAGAUUGUCCUUGAGGAAUCUUAUGAAGCCAUUCAAAAGCUGCAGAAAGAGGUGGAGGACUACGUGGAUAAAUGGCUCAAGUACCAGUCACUGUGGGAUCUCCAGAGUGAUGCCGUGUAUGACAAGUUCGGCAACAACUUGAACGUCUGGAUGAGAGCUCUGGAGCAGAUCAAGCAAGCAAGGAAGACCUUUGACACUGCAGAAACCAAGAAGGAAUUUGGCCCUGUCAUCAUCGAGUUUGGCAAAGUCCAGUCCAAGGUGUCUCUCAAGUAUGACUCCUGGCACAAGGAAGUCCUUGGCAAGUUUGGUAGCAUGUUGGGCACCGAAAUGACAGACUUCCACAGCUCUGUUUCAAAGUCACGGGGAGACCUUGAGCAGCAGACGAUCGAUACAGCCAGUACGUCUGAUGCUGUCUGUUUCAUCACGUACGUCCAGUCGCUGAAGAGGAAGAUGAAAGGCUGGGAGAAACAAGUUGAACUUUAUGGCCAAGGUCAGAGGAUCCUGGAGCGUCAACGGUUCGCCUUCCCCUCGAACUGGCUAUACAGUGACAACAUCGAGGGAGAAUGGGGUGCCUUCAACGACAUCAUCAAGCGUAAGGACUCUUCGAUCCAGACCCAGGUUGCCAGCCUCCAGAUGAAGAUCGUCUCCGAGGACAAGGUCGUCGAGAACAAAUCUGCCGACCUACUGAGCGAGUGGGAGAAGGAAAAGCCAGUCCAGGGCAAGCUGAAGCCCGACAUGGCCACCAAGGCCCUUGCCAUCUUCGAGGGGAAAUUCAGUCGUCUGAAGGAAGAGCGUGACAAUGUCUCAAAGGCCAAGGAAGCGUUGGAGCUGGCUGAGCCUGGGGUGGUCAGCCCGACCGAAGAUAGAAUGUCGGUUGCACUGGAAGAACUCCAGGACCUGAAGGGAGUCUGGUGUGAGCUCUCCAAGAUUUGGGAAGAGAUUGAUGACCUGAAGGAAAAGACCUGGCUGUCUGUGGCCCCGAGGAAGCUGCGCCAGUCACUUGAUACCUUGCUGAACAACCUCAAGGAGUUGCCGGCCAGGCUGAGGCAGUACGCUUCAUAUGAAUAUGUCAAGAGGGCACUGCAAGGAUAUGCAAAGGUGAACAUGCUGAUUGUUGAGCUCAAGUCCGAAGCCCUGAAGGAGCGCCACUGGAAGCAACUGAUGAGGAAGUUGGGCGUGUCUUGGGUCCUGUCCGAGUUGACCCUUGGCCACAUCUGGGACGUUGACCUCCAGAGGAAUGAGGCGUUGGUGCGAGAGGUCAUCCUUAUUGCGCAGGGAGAAAUGGCCCUCGAGGAAUUCUUGAAGCAGGUGAGCGAGGUAUGGAGAAGCUACGAGCUGGAGUUGAUCAACUAUCAGACCAAGUGUCGUCUGAUUCGUGGCUGGGACGACCUCUUCGACAAGGUCAAGGAGCACAUCAACAGUGUCGCCGCCAUGAAGCUCUCGCCGUACUACAAGCAAUUUGAAGAGGAUGCUAUGUCCUGGGAGGACAAGUUGAACCGCAUCAAUGCCUUGUUUGACGUCUGGAUUGAUGUCCAGAGACGCUGGGUCUACCUUGAUGGCAUCUUCUCCGGCAGUGCCGAUAUCCAGCAUCUGCUUCCAGUGGAGACAUCAAGAUUCCAGAGUGUGAGCACCGAGUUCCUUGGUCUGAUGAAGAAGGUGUCCAAGUCUCCCUUGGUGAUGGAUGUGCUGAACGUCCCGAACGUGCAGAGGCAGCUUGAGAGGCUGGCCGAUCUACUUGGCAAGAUCCAGAAGGCCCUCGGCGAAUACCUGGAGAGGGAGAGAGCAUCAUUCCCAAGGUUCUACUUCGUUGGAGAUGAAGACUUGCUCGAGAUCAUUGGCAACAGCAAGAAUGUUGGUCGUCUGCAGAAGCACUUCAAGAAGAUGUUUGCAGGCGUUGCGACCAUCAAGCUCAACGAGGAACAGACCAUUGUGCUCGGCAUCUGCUCCAAGGAGGGAGAGGAGGUUGAUUUCCACACCCCAGUGGACCUGAAAGUUCACCCCAAGAUCAACGAGUGGCUGACCAUGGUUGAGAAGGAGAUGAGAGUGACGCUCGCGCGUCUGCUCGCCAGUGCUGUCCAGGGAGUGAACGAGUUCCUCCAGGGCGCUACCAUCGAUGCCGAGAAGUACUUGCUCUGGGUCGACAAGUACCAAGCCCAGCUGGUCGUCCUGGCAUCCCAGAUCUCGUGGUCUGAGAUGGUCGAGGCUGCACUUCAGCAGAUCAUUGCCUCCAAGACUCCCGAUGAUCUUGCACCACUGGAGGCUGUUCUGACGUCUGUUGAGAACACCCUGAACGUGCUCGCUGACUCCGUGCUGCACGAGCAACCACCUGUCAGGAGGAAGAAGUUGGAGCACUUGAUCACCGAGUUGGUCCACCAGCGUGACGUCUCCAGGAUGUUGAUCAAGAACAAAGUCAACAACCCCAAGUCAUUCGACUGGCUGAUGCAGAUGAGGUUCUACUUCGACCCCAAGAACACUGAGGUUCUCGAGCAGCUCUCCAUCCAGAUGGCGAACGCCAAGUUCAACUACGGCUUCGAGUACUUGGGAGUCCAGGACAAGCUUGUCCAGACACCUCUCACUGACAGGUGCUACCUGACUAUGACCCAGGCCCUGGAGGGACGUCUAGGGGGCUCGCCAUUUGGACCUGCUGGUACUGGCAAGACCGAGACAGUCAAAGCUCUCGGCAACCAACUUGGACGAUUUGUGCUCGUCUUCAACUGCGACGAGAACUUCGACUUCCAAGCCAUGGGUAGGAUCUUCGUUGGUCUGUGCCAGGUUGGAGCGUGGGGAUGCUUUGACGAGUUCAACCGACUGGAGGAGCGCAUGUUGUCCGCCGUCUCCCAGCAGAUCCAGACCAUUCAGGAGGCCCUGAAGGAACACUCAGCUGCUCCUAGCAAGAAAGACAAGGCCGGUGGGAGUUCAUUCAUCAGCGUCGAGUUGGUCGGCAAGAAUGUCAAGGUGAACCCCGACAUGGCCAUCUUCAUCACCAUGAACCCUGGCUACGCCGGCAGAUCCAACUUGCCCGACAACUUGAAGAAGCUCUUCCGUAGCUUGGCCAUGACCAAGCCGAACAGACAGCUCAUUGCCGAGGUCAUGCUGUACUCGCAGGGAUUCCAGAUGGCGGAGAAACUGGCCAGCAAGAUUGUGCCGUUCUUCCAGCUCUGUGACGAACAGCUCUCACCCCAGUCCCACUACGACUUUGGUCUACGAGCUCUGAAGAGCGUGUUGGUCAGUGCCGGCAACGUCAAGCGGGACCGCAUCCAGCGCAUCAUGGGCGAGAUGCAUGCCAGAGGUGAAAGUCCUGACAGUGACAACCUCGCUGAGAACUUGCCAGAGCAAGAGAUCCUGAUCCAGAGCGUGAUGGAGACCAUGGUACCCAAGCUGGUCGCCGAGGACAUCCCCCUCCUCAACAGCCUGCUGACUGAUGUGUUCCCAGGCAUCAUCUACACACCGAACGAGAUGGCCAAACUUCGCGUCGAGAUCCAGAAGGUCUGCCAGGAGAUGUACUUGGUCUACGGCGAGGGCGAUGAGAAUGGAACUCCUUGGGUCCAGAAGGUUCUCCAGUUGUUCCAGAUUACGCAACUCCAUCACGGUUUGAUGAUGGUCGGCCCCAGCGGAAGUGGCAAGACCGUAGCCUGGAAGGUCCUGCUCAAGGCAUUAGAGAGGCUCGAGGGUGUUGAGGGGGUGGCCCAUGUCAUUGACCCCAAGUCCAUCUCCAAGGAGGCACUCUAUGGUAACCUUGACCCCAACACAAGAGAGUGGACUGACGGUCUCUUCACCCACAUUCUGAGGAAGAUCAUCGACAAUGUGCGUGGUGAAAUCAACAAAAGGCAGUGGAUCAUCUUUGACGGCGAUGUCGACCCCGAGUGGGUAGAGAACUUGAACUCUGUGCUGGACGAGAACAGACUUCUCACACUCCCCAAUGGAGAGCGUCUUGGCAUCCCACCAAAUGUGCGGAUCAUGUUUGAGGUGCAGGACCUGAAGUUUGCCACUCUGGCCACGGUCAGCCGAUGCGGCAUGGUCUGGUUCAGCGAGGAUGUCCUCUCCACGGAGAUGAUCUUCGAGAACUACCUGAUAAAGCUCCGCAACAUGCCCCUCGAGGAGGGAGAAGAGGAGAACAUUCCCAACCGCGGCACCGCAGCCAACCAGAAGGAAGACGUCCUAUCGCCAAUGCUGCAGGUCCAGCGUGACGCUGCCCUACUGAUGGCACCUCACUUCACCUCGGAUGGACUGGUCAUCAAGUGUUUGGAGUAUGCCAAGGGAUUGGAGCACAUCAUGGACUUCACCAGAAUGAGAGCCCUGGGUUCCUUGUUCUCCAUGCUCAACCAAGCUGUCCGAAACGUGUUCAACUACAACAACACGCACAUUGACUUUCCCAUGCAGCAAGACCAGUUGGAACGCUACAUCCCCAAGACCUUGGUCUACGCCCUGCUGUGGUCAAUGUCUGGCGACGCCAAGCUGAAGAUUCGCAAGGAAUUCGGCGACUUCAUUCGCGGGAUUACCACAGUGCCCUUACCACCACAGCCGCAGCUCUCCAUCAUCGACUUCGAGGUUGCCAUCACCGGCGAGUGGGUUGCAUGGCAGGGGAAAGUGCCGCAGAUCGAGGUGGAGACGCACAAGGUUGCCGCACCAGAUGUCGUGGUGCCGACAUUGGAUACAGUCCGCCACGAAGCCCUGCUGUACACGUGGUUAGCUGAACACAAGCCGCUGGUGCUGUGUGGACCUCCUGGAUCUGGAAAGACCAUGACACUGUUCAGUGCCCUCAGGGCUCUGCCUGACAUGGAGGUCGUUGGCUUGAACUUCUCCAGUGCUACGACCCCAGAGUUGAUGUUGAAGACGUUCGAUCACUACUGCGAAUACAAGAAGACACCCAAUGGUGUUGUGCUCUCUCCCAUCCAACUUAACAAGUGGCUUGUGGUCUUCUGCGAUGAGAUCAACUUGCCUGAACAGGACAAGUAUGAAACCCAGAGAGUGAUAUCGUUCCUUCGACAGAUCGUUGAACAUGGUGGUUUCUACCGCACCUCAGAUCAGGCCUGGGUGAAGUUUGAGAGGGUCCAGUUUGUUGGUGCCUGUAACCCGCCCACUGAUCCCGGCAGGAAGCCUCUCUCGCACAGGUUCUUGCGUCACGUGCCUGUGGUGUACGUGGACUACCCCGGCAAGCAGUCGCUCACCCAGAUCUAUGGCACGUUCAACCGAGCGAUGCUGCGGCUGAUACCAAGUCUCCGCUCGUAUGCCGAGCCUCUUACCAGCGCCAUGGUCGAGUUCUACAGCAUGUCACAGGAGCGUUUCACGCAAGACAUGCAGCCCCACUACAUCUACAGUCCUCGCGAGAUGACCCGCUGGGUGCGAGGUAUCUGUGAGGCGCUGCGCCCACUGGAGUCACUCCCUGUGGAGGGGUUGGUCAGGAUCUGGGCUCACGAAGCUCUCAGGCUCUUCCAAGACAGGCUUGUUGAAGAUGAAGAGCGCAAAUGGACGAACGAUAAUGUCGAUGCAGUCGCCUUGAGACACUUCCCUAACAUUGACAAGGACAUGGCCCUCAAGCGCCCAAUCCUUUACAGUAACUGGCUGUCCAAGGAUUACAUUCCAGUCGACCAGGAGGAGCUGAGAGAUUACGUCAAGGCUCGACUCAAGGUGUUCUAUGAAGAAGAAUUGGACGUUCCCCUAGUACUCUUCAACGAGGUCCUUGACCACACGCUGCGUAUUGACCGAAUCUUCCGUCAGCCCCAAGGCCACUUGCUCCUGAUUGGUGUGAGCGGUGCCGGCAAGACCACGCUGUCGCGAUUCGUGGCCUGGCUGAACGGGCUCAGCGUGUACCAAGUCAAGGUGCAUAAUAAGUACACAGGAGAGGACUUUGACGAGGACCUGAGAGGUGUGCUCCGGAGAUCAGGUUGCAAGGGUGAGAAGAUCGCCUUCAUUUUGGAUGAGUCGAACAUCAUGGACUCUGGCUUCCUGGAGAGGAUGAACACCUUGUUGGCCAACGGAGAGGUGCCCGGUCUCUUCGAGGGUGACGAGUACACGACCCUGAUGACCCAGUGUAAGGAGGGAGCACAGCGCGAAGGUCUCAUGCUCGACAGCAGUGAGGAGUUGUACAAGUGGUUUACUCAGCAGGUGACGCGUAACCUGCACGUAGUGUUCACCAUGAAUCCAUCAACCGAUGGCCUGAAGGACCGUGCAGCAACUUCGCCUGCCCUGUUCAACAGAUGUGUGCUGAAUUGGUUCGGAGACUGGUCCACGGGGGCGUACUAUGCUGUGGGACGAGAGUUCACGCACAGAAUGGACUUGGAGAAACCUUCGUACAUUGCUCCAGACUACCUACCCGUUGCCUACGACGACCUGCCCAAUGACCCUAGCCAUCGCGAAGUGGUCAACAACGCCUUCGUGUUCGUUCAUCAGACACUUCACCAGGCCAACGAUAGGCUUGUGCGCCGUGGCGGACGUACCAUGGCCAUUACGCCCAGACACUACUUGGACUUCAUCAACCACUUUGUGAAGCUGUUCAAUGAGAAGAGAUCCGACCUAGAGGAGCAGCAGCUCCAUUUGAAUAUCGGUCUCCAGAAGAUCCGUGAGACAGUGGAGCAGGUCGAGGAACUGCAGAAGUCUCUGUCAGUCAAGAGGAUUGAACUAGAGGAGAAGAACAACAUGGCUAAUGCAAAACUCAAGCAAAUGGUGAAAGACCAACAGGAAGCCGAAAGGAAGAAAGUGGCAUCGCAGGAGAUCCAACAGAAUCUGAUUGAACAGACCAAGAUCAUCUCUGAGAAGAAGGAAUUCGUCAUGACCGACUUGGCCCGCGUCGAGCCGGCUGUGCAGGACGCUCAAACUGCCGUGAAAUCCAUCAAGAAACAAAACUUGGUGGAGCUAAAAUCCAUGGGCAAUCCGCCGCCUGCUAUCAAAAUUGCCAUGGAGUCCAUCUGUCUGCUACUGGGAGAGUCCGCCCCCGACUGGAAGGCCAUUCGUCAGAUUGUCAUGAGGGACAACUUCGUACCGCAAAUUGUCAACUUCUCCACUGAUGAUAUAACUGAUGAGAUCCGAGCUCAGAUGAAGAAGAAGUACCUCAGCAACCCUGACUACAACUUCGAGAAAGUCAACCGAGCCAGUUUGGCAUGCGGGCCUAUGGUGAAAUGGGCCAUUGCUCAGAUCAACUACUCGGACAUGUUGAUGAGAGUGGAGCCGCUGCGUAACGAAUUGAGCAGCCUUGAGAACGAGGCAGAGGCCAACCGCAUGAAAGCAGACGAGCUGAACAAGCUGAUCAAUGAGUUGGAGAGGAGUAUCGCCAAGUACAAGGAGGAAUAUGCCGUGUUGAUCAGUCAGGCGCAGGCUAUCAAGGCUGAUCUGGCUGCUGUGGAAGGAAAGGUUGAACGCAGCGUUGCCCUUUUGAAGAGUCUUGGUGGCGAGAAGGACCGAUGGGAAGCAGGGAGCGAGGCCUUCAAGAAGCAGAUGUCGACCAUCAUUGGAGACGUGCUGCUGUCGUCUGCCUUCCUGGCGUAUGCCGGUUACUAUGAUCAGCAGAUGAGGCAGAACCUGUUUGCUACCUGGUCGUCUCACCUGCAGCAAGCCCAUGUGGACUUCAGGUCCGAUCUGGCAAGGGUUGAGUACUUAUCGAAUGCCGAUGAGCGCCUCCGCUGGCAGGCUCACUCACUCCCCGCAGAUGAUCUGUGCACUGAGAAUGCCAUCAUGCUGAUGAGGUUCAACCGGUAUCCACUGAUCAUCGAUCCAUCUGGUCAGGCAACGGAGUUCAUCCUCAAUGAAUACAGGGAUAAGAAGAUCAGCAAGACAAGUUUCUUGGAUGACUCUUUCCGCAAGAACCUUGAGAGCGCCCUGCGAUUCGGCAACCCACUGUUGGUACAGGACGUUGAGAACUACGAUCCGAUCCUGAACCCUGUUCUGAAUCGUGAGCUGCGGCGUACUGGCGGGCGUGUCUUGAUCACCCUGGGAGACCAGGAUAUUGACUUGUCGCCGUCAUUCACAAUCUUCUUGUCUACGAGGGAUCCAACAGUUGAGUUCCCUCCCGACAUCUGUUCGCGUGUGACCUUCGUCAACUUCACUGUGACCAGGAGCAGCUUGCAGAGUCAGUGCCUGAACCAGGUACUCAAGGCGGAGCGGCCAGAUGUUGAUGCCAAGAGGUCCGAUCUACUCAAGUUGCAAGGUGAAUUUGCGCUACGUCUGCGGCAACUCGAGAAAUCUCUGCUGCAGUCGUUGAACGAUGCCAAGGGGAAGAUCCUCGACGACGACAAGAUCAUCACGCACUUGGAGACGCUGAAGACGGAGGCGACUGACAUCGCCAAGAAGGUUGAGGAGACGGACGUGAUCAUGGCAGAGGUUGAGACCGUCUCACAGCAGUACGAGCCACUGGCUCAGUCGUGCAGCAGUAUUUACUUCACGUUGGAGUCCAUGAAUCAGAUCCACUUCUUAUAUCAGUACUCCCUAAAGUUCUUCUUGGAAAUCUUCGGCGCCGUUCUCUACAACAACGUAGCCCUGAGCGACGUGAAGGAUUACGCGGCGCGUCUGUCCAUCAUCACCAAGCACCUGUUCCAGGUGACCUACAACAGGGUGGCCAGGGGUAUGCUCCACCAGGACCACAUCACAUUCGCCGUCUUGAUGAGCAGGAUUCACCUCAAGGCUGGUGAGGCGACGUAUGAAGCAGAGUACCAGCACUUCUUACGUGGCCAGGAAGGCUUACUCAUCGACCGUGCGAUCCCGAAAAUCAAGUUCCUCACCCCCGAACAGAACGAGGCCCUGGCAAAGCUUGCUAAGCUGCCAGCGUUCAAGCAUCUUGUCAAGGAGGUGCAGAGGCAGGAGUUCCAGACAUACUUGAAUGCGGUGGAACCUGAGCUGGAUGUGCCCAAGCUCUGGGAGGAAGAGCAAGCGCUGACCCCUGUUGGUGAGAACAUGCACAAACUGUUGCUGAUCCAAGCGUUCCGACCCGAUCGUCUGCUCUCCAUGACCCACAUGUUUGUCAGCACCAUCUUCGGUCAGCAGUUCAUGCUACAAGCAGAACAGGAGCUCAACCUAGGAAGCAUCGUUGAAAACGAGAUCAAGGCUCAUACGCCAAUACUGAUGUGCUCCGUACCUGGUUACGAUGCUAGCGGAAGAGUGGACGACCUGGCUACUGAACUCAACAAGGCCAUCACGUCAAUCGCCAUUGGUUCAGCCGAAGGUUUCAGCCAGGCAGACAAGGUGAUCAACUCGGCAUCCAAGUCCGGUCGCUGGGUGAUGUUAAAGAACGUGCAUCUUGCCCCCCAGUGGCUGGUACAGCUAGAGAAGAAACUUCACAGUCUGACCCCCAACCCGCAGUUCAGGUUGUUCCUCACCAUGGAGAUCAAUCCAAAGCUGCCUGUUAAUCUGUUGAGAGCUGGGCGGGUGUUUGUGUUUGAACCACCACCAGGCGUCCGGGCAAACCUCUUGAGGACAUUCAGCACCGUACCAGCCAGCAGAAUGUGCAAGGCUCCUAACGAGCGUGCCAGGCUCUACUUCUUAUUGGCCUGGUUCCAUGCCAUCGUGCAGGAGCGUCUCGGUUACGCCCCGCUCGGCUGGUCCAAGAAGUACGAGUUCAAUGAGUCUGACCUGCGAUGUGCGUGCGAUACGAUUGAUAUUUGGAUUGAUUCUGUGGCUAUGGGCCGCACCAACUUGCCCCCAGACCGUGUCCCAUGGGACGCACUCAAGACCCUUCUCUCCCAGUGCAUCUACGGCGGAAAGAUCGACAACGAUUUCGAUCAGCGUCUCUUGACGGCAUUCGUCAACAAGUUGUUCACGGUGAAGACGUUCGAUUCGGAAUUCCCGCUGGUGAAGCUGACCCAGGAAGAAGGAGGAAAGAAGAUCACGAUGCCUGAAGGAAUCCGGCGUGAACAAUUUGUCCAGUGGGCUGAGACCUUGGUUGACCGCCAGACUCCCUCAUGGCUUGGCCUGCCUAAUAAUGCCGAGAAAGUACUUUUGACAAACUUGGCCAGCAAAAUCACAAAGGAUUUGAUGAAAGUUCAACUACUGGAGGACGAAGAGGAAGACGACAAGAAACAGCAGGGUGGCGAGAUGAUCGGAAAGAUCCUAAAGAUGGCCAUGCUCGAGGAUGACGAUGAGCUGGCGUACGCCCCUGACGCUCGGAAGAGGAGGUCGUCAAGCACGACCGAUGGCCGACCCGCCUGGAUGAGACAGUUGCAGUCGUCUGUCCUCAACUGGCAACAACUGGUUCCAAAGACUCUGACCGUCAUGAAGCGUACCAUAGAGAAUAUCAAGGAUCCGCUGUUCCGUUUCUUUGAGCGUGAAGUGAAUGCCGGAGCAAGGCUGCUAGCAGACGUGCGCCGGGAUCUUUUGGACAUCAUGAUGGUGUGUCAGGGCGAAAAGAAACCAACCAACCACCAUAGGUCCAUGAUGGCUGAUUUGGCCAAAGGAAUCAUCCCCAAAGCUUGGAAGCGCUACACCGUACCCAGUGGCCUGACUGUCAUCCAAUGGAUCUCGGACUUCAGUGAGAGGAUCAAACAGCUCCAGUCGAUCUCGCAGGCCUCACAGACCGGUGGCACUCUUGCUCUCAAGAACCUUGAAGUAUGGCUUGGUGGUCUCUUCAUCCCAGAGGCAUACAUCACAGCAACUAGGCAGUUCGUCGCCCAGGCCAACAGCUGGUCUCUCGAGGAGUUGUACCUGCAAGUGUGCGUGACGGAUGGUGGCCAAGUCGCGUUGGACGACUGCAGCUUCGGCGCGACAGGCCUCAAACUCCAGGGAGCCGUCUGCAAGAAUAACAAGCUGUCGCUGUCGUCGACCAUCUCCACAGACCUCGCGCUGACCAAGUUGACGUGGGUUCGCAUAACCGGUCCCGGUCAGAGUGGAGACAAAGUCACGCUGCCCGUGUAUCUGAACGCCACACGUGCGCAGUUACUCUUCACUGUUGACUUUGACACUGAGGGCACGGGAUCGGGCAAGGACCACAGUUUCUAUGAACGUGGUGUUGCUCUGAUCAGCUCACCCCUUGGUUAACUUGUCAACCCGAGUAGAAAUGGCCAAUUGCGGAAAAUGCUGGAUUCCAAAGGACACUUGAAAACAGUGAAUUUUCCAGAAUAGAUUUGUCCACAUGUGUCUGUUCAAGACAAAGACAAAUUUGCUAAAGUGAAGGGUACUUCUGAAGAACCCCCUCACAGGAGUACUCCCACAUGACUGUUUCACAAUUUUGCCACCAUUAUUGAAAGUUUCUUCUUGCAAUUGGCUGAAACUAUCAAAAAAUAACCAACCAAUAUUCUCCCUCUUAAUGUGCUAUUAUAUCAUGUUGUAUCAAUGUGUUACUUUAUUUCUUGCUUUUAAUAUUUGGAGCUAUUGAGUGACAGUAUCCGGUCAAGCAUGUAACUAAGGAUUCAUAGAAAUCCGUGGUGCGUAAACUCAAUAUUUUUUCCCCGGCUUGCGAUGUGUUAAAUACUUCACAAUCAACUUUUCAUGUGCUGGUGACCGCUUGGAACCUGGGUUGUACUGCACCGAUCCUAUCGUAUAGCCCUGAGAGUGUAAUCGUACAAUUAACCCUUUGGUGUGUAUUGGAGAACUCUUCGUUUGACUUCUUUGAUGCAACUAGAAUGAAGUUGGCCACUUUUUCCCAAUAAAGAUGAUUCCCUGGUUGAUCACCACGCUUUCACCGCAGUGAUUUGACCUGUAUUCUUAAUUUUGACCUGAGUUCGGCCCUGUCUGACGUCAUUGAAUCCGCCCCCCACCAGGCACUCACCUUUUUCGACGCCGAGUCGUUCGGGACGUCGUUUCUUCAUAACGUCCUUGGAAUCGUCAAUACCUUUUCCCUGAUUAUCUGCUAAGGGCCUUGUCUAUGACCCUUCAGUAAUGAUUUAGUUGGUAGUCCUUGGGGGAGGGGGGGGGGCUCAAGUCUGUAGUUGGAUUGAAGAGCUUAUGCUGACCCCAACGAUCAUUGUCGAAACUUCUAUAGAUAAACAGGAAAAAAUAACUGAGUAUUGGGAAGAAGUAUCGGCAGAUUUAAAGUAGCCAACUUUUCUGUUUUUGGUCUCUUGUCUGAUUUCAUGCACCAAGCUUUAUAUGUGUCUCUCCCUCAGCACUUGAAGACGAUCGAAUCGGGUGUUCUGACUGUCUUCAUGAACUGUGGAAGAUGUUCUCAGCUGAUAUGUGUCGAUGUGUUUCCUUGGAGCUUGUCUGAGCCGAUUAGUCAGUUAUAAGCUAUGAAACACAACUUCUCAAUGGACGAUGACGGCAAGAUUCAAAACAAAACGAAUGCGCACACUUGGAACAGGUCAUAAGGCCAAAGCCAGUUUCGAACAAUGCCAUAAACCACUGUGACCCUAUGUUCCAGAAGAAAUGCAUGACUGGUCCCGAAGAAACAAACUUUGUCGAAAUCGUCCAUUCCUUAGAAACGCAGGUUUGAAUUCUCAUGUUUAAAAAUCCUCUAGAGGUUUGCCUCUGACUCCCUGGGUGUACAUUAGCACAUAGCACCAGUAACAAAAUGUGUCAUAGCGUCAGUGCUGUAGGAAUUGUGUCAUCUUAGCUAUAAAAACCAUGUAUGACAGUCUUAUUUCGCCUCUUGUACUCUGUUAGGCUGAAUCUGUCUUGUAUAAUCAGGAUUUCUCCGUAGAAUAGUUAGCACUUGCUUGCUUUGUUGCUCUCGACGAAGAAGGGGAAAAUAAUGUUAAAACAUCAUUGUCAGUUGAAACUUUUUUUGUUCUUUGAAUCAUUGCUUUCAACGUUGUAGUGUUUACGGUAUACAAUAAAAGAUUGUUGGUUGGAGAA